Messenger RNA from Myzus persicae (green peach aphid), 2702 nucleotides. RefSeq lists its product as uncharacterized. Gene Ontology annotation, cellular component: plasma membrane. NCBI's taxonomy places the organism in Eukaryota, Metazoa, Arthropoda, Insecta, Hemiptera, Aphididae. The coding region runs from base 632 to 2431 and encodes 599 amino acids. The transcript is spliced from 15 exons. The record is from RefSeq and is a predicted model, not a curated record.
AACCAGCCGUUGUUCAGUUGUUGUUGUUGUCGUGGUCGAGCGGUAAUGCGGUAUGGUACAACGCGACGGGCGAGUAUGAUCGCGAACAGAAUAUUUUCUAUCGUUGUCGUUUUUACACAAUAAAAUAUUAUUAUAAUAUCGCUUGAAGACCAACAAGUGAGACGACACUCUAUUUCAUAAUAUUAUUAGGCUUAUUGUCUCAUUACUGGAGCUCAGUGACUUGUUGCUGUUGUUGUUGUUUAUUAAUGUUGUUGUCAUAAUUAAAAUAUUAUGAUCACGGUCGUCGAUUCAGUGGCGGCGCGUGGUGACUAGUGGAAAUAACGGCAUAUUGCGCAAACUUACUCUCGGGGACAAAACGAUCGAACUCGACGUCUCUUCCAUAUUGUCCGAUAUUUAUAUAAGUGCCUAAUAUACUUUCAUUAAUGGCUGCACUACUCGAGCGUAACCGUUUCGACGGUGACCGCAGCGGCAGUGGUGGCUUUUACCGGCGAUCCGAAUCGCGCCCUUUCGGUGGAGGUGGUGACGAUGGUCUUGUCGUAGUUGUUGUUGCUGCUACGACUGCUGCGCCCGCUAUGGCGAUGUCACGAUGAUUCCCUGCAAAACGCGCCAGUGAUCGCGACGCUAACGUUCUAUGGACAGCGACGACCACCAUCAACAACAACAACAACAGCAGCAGCGACGGCGGCGGUCGACGACGGCCGUAUUGCUACAGCAGCAUCAACAGCCUGGCGUGAGGUGGCGUGCGGUGCAGCCAGCCAGGAGGAGUUGCUCGGCCGUAACUGAAAGGGACAUGAUGAUGGUGACCGCCGGCGCGUGGCAGCCGUCCCGGCAACUCUCGUUCACCGCCAAAAGAUCUUCCAGAGUUUACAGAGAAUUGUGUUCGGCAUGGAAUUCGCGUGUGGGCUCCCAAAACACGAAUGCUCCAGCCCACAGAGUUCAGGCGCUAUUCAACGACUUGGGAUUGUACCUGACCUCGGCCCAAGUCGCUGAAAUGAUGCAGUGCGUAAUGAAAUGUGCCAAUAGAAGUUCGCCGGUAUACAUGACAUUUGGCGAAUUUUGUUUGUUGGCUAGAAAACUCAAAAACGGCUUGGAUAGAGGGAUACCGAGAUCUGUGCAGUUUUCACGGCUGUUGGAAAAAGAUCAAGAGAAACACAUCAGGGGAAUAAAAAAAAACUCGAGAAGUGCCCACAGCUACGACGUUUUCCUGGGCGGCUCCUGCAAUCCGACUACGUGGCGCAAAGACUUGGCCAUCCCGUACCUUCAAGAUGCUGGUGUGUCAUUUUACAAUCCGCAAGUGGACCAUUGGAGCCAGGAUCUAAUCGAAAUCGAACACGCUGCCAAAGAGAGCGCAACGAUACUGUUCUACGUGAUCGACAGCCAGACCAGGAACGUGGUCAGCGACAUAGAGACGGCCAAUUUUGCCGGUAACCACAACAACCUGGUGCUGGUCAUCCAUCCGCAAGACGCGAUUGCCGGUUCGGUGGUCGCCGGCGAGCCCAUCUCUUGUAGUGAAGCGGAGGACAUUCGCGAAGCCCUGACGGCGCUCCAAAAGAUCGCUGCCAACCAGGGGACACUUGUGUUUGAUAACAUCCCUGAAGCGUUGAACAAUGUCAUUCAGAUUCUGAAAGACAAAAACCGCCAGAGCAACGAUACCGGCGAAGACAUUUCUACGUACCGCAAGAUACGCGAUGCAUUUAACAAAUUCAACGUCGAAGCGCCGGGGGAGAUUAACAUUUCCCAUGUGACAAGGGCUAUCCAACUGUUGGCCAAUCAGAAUUUAUCCGAAAAUGAUGUGCUAAACCUGACAUCUGAACACCGCGAUACUAAAGAUGUCGGAGGUAACCACCAAGUUUAUUUUACGUUCAAUCAAUUUUACGCUAUUGCUUCUAAAUUUCUACAGUUAUCAGACAAAAACAAUCGCAGGAAUGGAUUUGACAUCGGGCACUCUUACCGCUCGAAUGUAGGUAGACCAUUAUACUUAUCACAAGAGAGUGUUGAAACAACAAGGUCUCCAAAGACGACAGAUAUUUAUCUUGCUGGAGAAAGUGGUGAUGACAUUCGGUGGAGAGAAGACAUUGCUAUUCCCAUAAUCAAAAAAUCUAAUUUAACUUAUCAUGCAUCAUCCAAAACAGAUCUAUCAGUAUUAUUAGAUGCACGUACUUUGUUAUUUGUAAUUCCAAACAAUUCAAGAUCUUUGGCAACCAUGACAUUAGCAGCAUAUAGUAUAGCUAAAGGCUGCAGAAUGGUGUUAUGUAUACAGAAUCUCAGUAAAGAUAACUGCAUAGUUCGCGGUGAAAAGUUGACACAAACAGCAAUCAACGACUAUAACCGCGGACGGAUUUAUUUAGCGGAUUUGGCAGCACGAGAACGAGUGCCUGUGUUUGAAUCAAUCAAAGAAGCAGUUGAAAUCGCAGUGCAAAAAAGCCUAUAGCACAAUAUAUUCUUUUCUAUAAAUUAUAAUGCACAUAGAAAAUAAUGACCAUUUAAUUAUUUUAAAUUACAUGAAAAUUAACAGAUGUGCACAAGCAAAAUUGUUUUUUUUAUCUAUAGAUAUUAUUUUAACUUAUAAGUACCAAUUUUUUGAAUUUUAUUUUAUUUUUUUUAACUAACAGCUAAGGAAUUAUUUUUAAUUUUAAUUGUAUUGAUAGUAGGUUAAUGCCUAUUUCAUAAGGUAUAUAAAUAAAUUUAAAUACUUAAAGCUA